Molecule: messenger RNA, 1215 nt
Organism: Dictyostelium discoideum AX4
Lineage: Eukaryota; Evosea; Eumycetozoa; Dictyosteliales; Dictyosteliaceae
Gene: hlcs3
Product: biotin--[acetyl-CoA-carboxylase] ligase 3
Exons: 1
Coding region: 1-1215 (404 amino acids)
Molecular function (GO): biotin--[biotin carboxyl-carrier protein] ligase activity
Source: RefSeq, a predicted model, not a curated record
AUGUUUAAAAUUACUAUGGCAAAAUCAACAAAUAAUACUGCAAUAUCAAGUGCAUUAAAUUCAUUAAAACAAAAUUAUACACCAUCAAAUAUUGUAUCAUUAUAUAGUAAAACAGCAUUAGAAUUAAAAGAUGCAAAAGAAUUUUAUGGAAAAUCCUAUUAUCCCGGUCAAUUAGUGCCAAACUUUUAUCAAACCAAAUAUGAAGCAGAACAAGAUGACACUGACAAUAGUAGUAGUGAUAUUGUUAUUGACGAAAAAUUUAAAAUAGUAUUACAAACUCAACAACAACAACAGCCCCAACAAGAAAUAGAAGAUACAAAUGUUUUUAAUAUUAAUCAAUAUUUCCAAGGUUUGAAAUCGAUUUUAUUCGGCAACCAAAUCAUUCACUCUAAAUUAUUAUCAUCAACACAAUCAUUAUCAUUGAAAUAUCUAUCAAAUACUAAACAGGGUAUUGUGGUAGUAUCAGACCAGCAGACCAAUGGUAAAGGCAGGGGCGGCAAUCAAUGGGUGUCGCCAAUGGGGUGUCUAUUAUAUUCAUUCAAAUGUAAACAAACCGAUGGUACUAAACUACCAUUCCUCCAAUACGUAGCAGGUUUAGCACUCAUUGAAGCAAUUCAUUCAUUUCCAAUCGCAUCAGAUUUAAACGUUCGUCUAAAAUGGCCAAACGAUAUCUACGAUGGUGAUAGUAAUUUAAAAAUUGGUGGUAUCUUAUGUCAAUCGAAUUACUUUGAUAAUCAAUUCGAUAUCACAAUUGGUAUUGGUCUAAAUGUUACAAAUUCAAGUAACCCAACAAUUUCAAUUAAUGAAAUGAUUUUUAAAAAAGAAAACAAAAAAACAACAACAACGACAACAACAACAACAACAACAAUAACAACCACACCAACAACUACACCCACACCAAUUUAUAUUAGUAGAGAAUCAUUAUUAUCAAGGUUUUUUAAUGUUUUUGAAGAAAUUUAUCUAACAUUUACAAGAGAUGGUUUUAGAACAUUAGAAAAGAGAUAUACUGAUGCUUGGUUACAUAGUGGUUCAGUUGUACAAAUUAAAGAGAAAAACAAUCAAUAUGUUAAAAUCAUUGGUAUAACAGAGAAUGCCUUUUUAAAAUCAAUUGAAUGUGAUUCAAAUGGUAAUCAAACUUCAAAUAUUAUACAUGAAUUACAUCCAGAUGGUACUUCAUUUGAUAUUGAAAAUUUAAUUUUAAAAGAAAAAAAAUAA